CGAUGAAUCCAGCGGCAAAAAUCACACACUCCGGUUUGGAAGAGGUUAACGUACCCGGGCCAUUGUUUCUGAAAGCGGCCCUCUCGGAGUGUGACGAUCCGUUGAAAGCGAUCGAAUCGUUUCAGGUGGAAAAUGGCAUCUUGCUACCGUCGUUACGCCCGAUGCUACCGUUGCUCGAUCUGCAUGGUGUACGGCGGUUGGAUUUUCACACCUCCGUGCUGGAGGAAUUGCGCGACAAGCUGAUCGCUCACAUCAACGAGCUGGGCGCGAAAGAGGGCCGUCAGCGGGAUGCCAAGCUGAAGGAGCUGCUGGUGAAAAGUUUCCCGGUCGUGCGCGUAAAAGCACUCCGUCCGGUCGUUAUGUGCAUUCUGCGCAAUACGCCGCACAUUGAGGACAAGUAUUUGCGGAUUUUGGUACGUGACCGUGAACUGUACCAGGAUACCGACACGGAGGUGAAGCGACAGAUAUGGCGCGAUAAUCAAUCACUGUUUGGGGACGAAGUGUCUCCCCUGCUGUCACAGUACAUCCGCGAAAAGGAACAUAUCCUGUUCGAUCAUCUGAAUCUGAACAAUCUGUUCUUCACACCAACACCGAAGGUACGCCGGCAGGGUGAGGUGGUACAGAAGCUAGCCCACAUGAUUGGCAACAGUGUGAAGCUGUACGAUAUGGUGCUGCAGUUCCUGCGGACAUUGUUUCUGCGUACGCGCAACGUACACUAUUGCACGCUGCGGGCCGAGCUGCUAAUGGCACUGCACGAUCUCGAAGUACAGGACAUCAUAUCGGUGGAUCCGUGCCACAAGUUUACCUGGUGUUUGGAUGCUUGCAUCCGAGAGAAAAACGUCGACAUGAAACGUUCGCGCGAGCUGCAGGGUUUUCUCGAUAACAUCAAGCGUGGCCAAGAGCAGGUGCUGGGCGAUCUUUCCAUGACGCUGUGCGAUCCGUAUGCGAUCAAUUUUCUGGCAACUUCGGCCAUUAAAAUUCUGCAACAUCUCAUCAACAACGAAGGAUUGCCGAGGGAAAACCUCAUUCUGGUACUGCUUCUCCGCAUGCUGGCGCUUGGCCUGUCCGCCUGGGUUAUGAUCGAUUCGCAGGAUUUUAAGGAACCGAAGCUGGACAGCCAGGUGGUGACGAAGUUUCUACCCGCCCUAAUGUCGCUCAUGGUGGACGAUCAGGUGCGCCAUCUGCACUCCAAGCUACCGCCGGAUGAGCGCGAAAGUGCCAUCACCAUCAUCGAACACUCGGGACCGGCGCCGGAUGCGGUGGAAGCCUACAUUCAGGAAAAUGCCGUCGCCUCAAUACUCGCGAUGUACUACACGCUGCACACCGCACGUCAGAAGGAUCGGGUCGGUAUACUGCGCGUGAUGGCCAUUUUGGCCUCGUGCAAGGAUGACCGUGCGUACGAAGAUCCGUUCCUUCACUCGCUCAUCGCACUUAUCAUACCGAUGUCGGAGGAGUUUGCUAACGAAGACUUCUGUACCGGACUGUUCGAUGAGUUUCUGUUUGCCGGUCUUACGCGGGAUAAUGUAACUCGCCACAUGCUCAAGCUGCUCUGGUACAUCCACCAGAAGUUGCCGCAGGCACGACUGAUGACGUUGAUGAAGGCACUCCAACCGACGGCCCAGCACCACGAGAGUGUACACAAGCUGUAUGAAAAUCUACAGAAACGGGUCGGUGCACUGACGCAGGAACCGCCAGCGGAACCGAUGGAGACGGAUUUUGAUUCUCCGUUAAAAAAUGUUCCCACACCAGGGCCACACUAUGUGAUCUAAGGCCGG
This is a messenger RNA of Anopheles maculipalpis, 1775 nucleotides long. It is a transcript of the gene NELF-B, whose product is annotated as negative elongation factor B. Gene Ontology annotation, cellular component: nucleus; NELF complex. The transcript has 3 exons. NCBI's taxonomy places the organism in Eukaryota, Metazoa, Arthropoda, Insecta, Diptera, Culicidae. Gene Ontology annotation, biological process: negative regulation of transcription elongation by RNA polymerase II. The record is from RefSeq and is a predicted model, not a curated record. The coding region runs from base 3 to 1769 and encodes 588 amino acids.